Parnassius apollo (apollo) is the source of this 1908-nucleotide messenger RNA. Lineage: Eukaryota; Metazoa; Arthropoda; Insecta; Lepidoptera; Papilionidae. The record is from the annotation of a GenBank genome assembly.
AUGCGCAAUAUCCGAAGUAAAAAAAAACACGAGAAAAUGUUGAAUUUUUUAAGUCCAUUGCGACUAGCUAGUCGGGUGUUCCCAAUAGUGCGAUGGUCCAGGAGUUACGACUUUCGAACGGGUAUCGGAGACCUUAUAGCUGGGAUAACUGUAGCACUUACAUUGAUACCACAAUCUAUCGCGUACGCUUCGUUGGCUGGCCUUGAACCACAGUACGGAUUAUACGCAUCAUUUGCGGGUGCUUUUGUGUACGCAAUAAUGGGCAGUUGUCCUCAAAUAAACGUCGGGCCUACUGCGUUGCUGUCGCUCCUCACUUUUACAUACACCAGCGGAACUAAUCCCGACCUUGCAGUACUUUUAUGUUUUAUAAGCGGCAUUGUCACUUUGGUGGCUGGAAUUGCGCAACUUGGAUUUCUUAUUGAAUUUGUUUCAUUGCCUGUUGUUUCUGGUUUUACAUCAGCGGCAGCUAUAACCAUUGCAUCGUCCCAGAUUAAGGGCCUCCUUGGCUUAAGAUUCAAUGCGGAAACAUUUAAAUCAACUUGGGAAGGGGUAUUCCAUCAUAUAGCUGAUACUCGAAUGCAAGAUACCUUACUAGGUUUGGCAUGUUGUAUUGUGCUUUUAGGAAUGAAGGCUAUGAAAGAUGUUCGUCUAAAAGAACCACAAGAUGAUAAAGGCCGCCGCAGUGCGAUUAUAAUUCAAAGGGCUUUAUGGUUUGUAAGCGUCUCAAGAAAUGCCGUCGUGAUUAUAAUAACAUCUAUAUUGGCAUUUCUCUUUCACCGGGACAAAGGCGAUCCUUUGAUACUUACCGGUACUAUAACGCCGGGGCUACCUACACCACAACUGCCGCCGUUCCACAGUAUUAUUGGAAAUACUACUGUUACUGCAGGGCAAAUGUUAGUGCACCUCGGAUCUGGAUUGAUUGUGGUUCCCUUAGUUGGAAUUAUAUCUAAUGUUGCUAUUGUCAAGGCGUUUUCCAGAGGCAAAACGUUGGACGCAACUCAAGAAAUUGUCGCUUUGGGAGCUUGCAAUAUUAUAGGCGCUUUCUUUCGAUCGUAUCCAGUAAACGGUUCGUUCACACGUAGCGCCGUUAGCGACACAUCCGGUGUGAAAACUCCAGCAGCGGGAUUGUAUACUGGAGUAAUAGUUUUAUUGACCCUUGCGUUGCUAACGCCUUACUUCUAUUUUAUACCCCGCGCGGCGCUUUCUGCGGUCAUUAUGUGUGCCGUUCUACAUAUGGUGGAUCUAGCUAUAAUAAAGAAAUUAUGGACUACAAGCAGAUUGGACCUGAUACCUCUUGCGGGAACUUUUAUUUGCUGUCUUGCUUUCGGCAUUGAACUUGGAUUGGCUUGCGGCGUCGCUAUCGAUAUAUUAUUACUUCUCUACUAUCAUUCCCGACCACCUCUCCAAGUAGAGUUUGUUAACGAUGGAACAAUAACACCUCAUUAUGCCGUACGUCUAAUCGGCGGUUUACAUUUUGCCGGCGCGGAACAGUUGAGGGCAAGAUUAAGCGACCUAAGAAAUUCUAAGAAUAUAUUUGUUGGCUCUAACUCUCACGCUAUGGAAACAUCUAGAGCACUAGUUAGUGACAUUGAUGUGAGAAUCAAUGUACCCAAUGGAAACAUAAAUACGAUGGAUAGACAGACAUCGAAAGUUUUAGUGAUACAUUGCGACGCUUUGAGUAGAAUGGAUUAUACCUUCUUACAGAGUAUGAAGAUGUUUGUGUCAGAAUGGUCACGCGAUGGCUGUGUAAUUUGGUGCGACGUUAAUCCCAGAAUUAAAGAACAACUGAAUAGCGUCAUGAAUGAUCCUUUGUACUGUAAUUAUGACCAAUUGUUGUCAUUGCUUUCAAAUAUUACCGCGACAGCAAACUCUCAAGCAAGUAACAAUUCUGGCGAUACACAAUUAUGA